Molecule: messenger RNA, 1210 nt
Organism: Camelina sativa (false flax)
Lineage: Eukaryota; Viridiplantae; Streptophyta; Magnoliopsida; Brassicales; Brassicaceae
Product: putative F-box/LRR-repeat protein At1g56400
Molecular function (GO): protein binding
Source: RefSeq, a predicted model, not a curated record
CACCAUCUAAUCUCUUUAUCACCACACUCUCAUAAUGGUUUGAACAAACACCUCAGAUUUCUUAUCGAGACUUCAUGAUUCCCUUUUGGUUAUGAUAAUCUCGUUGUUACCGUUCAAAGAAUCAGUACGAACGAGUGUUCUUUCAAAGAGAUGGAGAAAUUUGUGUCGUGAGACAACAAGUCUUGUCUUCAAAGAGUACGAAUUUGUUACACUUUGGAAGUUUGAUAGAGAUGUCGUUCGUGAUAGGGUUUUCUUUGUUGGUGUUAUGCUUGAGUGGAUCUCAAAGUUUACCGGCAAAGUUAUCCAAAACUUUGAGAUUCAUCUCUCCGAGCCCAGAGGUUUCGAGGGAGAUCUAAUGUCUCUCAUCGAAUUUGCCUCCUCUCGACAAGUUAAGAGCUUUGUUCUUGAUUUCUCAGAUCAUGCCCCGACAGACUUAUUAAGCUCAACAGAUUGUAUACUGCGAUGCAAGUGUCCUCAAAAGAAGGAACUAGAUGCUUCUCAUAUGUUUUUCAAUCUUUUAAAUGUUAGAUCUUUGUCCCUUUGCUCUUUCUUCCUUCAGAUGAUCCAAAAUUGUGAUGAUCCUAUGGCUUUGCACGAUACGAUGAAAACUCGACAUUUGGUGCUGAGAACUAAUAUGCACCCAAGUGACUUCGGGGGAAUUAAUAGCUGUCCGGAACUGGAAUCUCUCACUUUUGAUUUCGUGAGAAUUUGGUCGACAUUGGUGAUAGAUCCGGUAACGCAUUGGCUUACUAGCAAAUCGUACGAGUGUUUGGAGAAAACGCUCAAGGUUGUGAAGGUAAAGAACUUUCAUGGAAGCUCCAAAGAGUUACCUUUGCUUUAAUACCUGAUUCGUAAUGGGCGUGUGCUGGAACGAGUUGACCUGUACGAGGAAAAGCGAAUGAAUUACCAUAAGCAGAAGACGUGGAUAAUGGCUGGAGUCAAGGAGCUCCAGAAGACUCUCAAGAAAGAUUCGAGUCAUUUAAAAAUUACUCUAUUCAAUGCUUGAUUGAAGCAUUUUCUUGAUUUUCUGGUGAAAAGUGUAGACUCAUCAUUGAGUGAUCUUUUCUGACUUUGUUUUAUUUCAUGUUAAUGGUCUGUUUUUCAAUGUUUUAUUUGGAUCAACUUCUUCAGUUGUUUAAGUUUAUCAUUUUCUUGUUUGGCUUGGUUAGAAAAACAAUUGAUAACUAAGAAAUGAAAUACUAGUUUGCUU